ACUCAUGGACAUCUAGGCGAAUGAAUCGGCGAUUGACUCAGUGAUAGAAUCGGUCAACUGAGUUGAUCUUGUCCUCAAAUCCAUCGCAAAUCUCUUUCAGUUUCUUUGUUUUAUGUAUUAUAUCUCUUUACUGAACAGUCUUUAUCAUGUUUGAUUGAGUUUUCUGAUCGAUAAAUUUUGAUUUAGUCGAAGUUUGUCUUGACCUAAUUUAUUUGAUGUUGUAAUUUCCUCCAUGUCUAGAAGGUAUUGCUAGGUGGCUUGAUCUGACUCUCUGCUAGAGGUUCCAGUUCAAAGGUUGUCCCAAUUUCAAAGAUUGUCCCAAUUUUAAAGGUUAUCCCAAUUUCAAAGGUUGUAUAUGGAGAUAAGGAUUCAAAGUGAGCAGUUCAAUAAUACGGAGAUAAGGAUGACAUGUGAAACACAGUCCGACAAUUUUCUCAGUGAGCAUCCAAUGGGAGUAGAAAAGGUUGAACAAGAAGCUACUAUGGCCUGGGGACAUGGACAUUUUCAAGUGAGGAGACAUGCUACUAAUAUGUAUAUCUUUCGAUUUUAUGAUUGGGAUAGCUAUAACUCAGUAUUGGAAGAGGGUCCUUGGAGCUUUAAUGGUUAUUUGGUUAUCUUCCGUGAAUGGCAUCCUUCAAUUCUCCCAGAAGAUAUUGAUUUUCUCACUCAACAGUUCUGGAUUGAUAUCAAAAAGCUUCCACCUGAAUAUUUGAAUGUUGAAGUUGAGAAUCAAAUUUCCAGUAUACUUGGCAAUCCGCUCAAGCUAAUUCCAGAAGAUGGAAAUCCUAUGGACACCAAUGUUGUAAGUGUUCUUAUUGAAUUUAAUAUUUCAAAUCCGAUGUUACGUGGAAUAAUGACUGAAAAUGCAGCAAAGGUUACCCAAUGGAUUCCCAUCUAUUUCAGCGACAACCAAGAAAACUUUGUCCUGCAUGCCUAAUUCUAGCUCAUAAUGAAUCUGAAUGUGGUGAUAAAGCUGAACAUGUGCAAACCAUUGCGAGUUUUAUCUUCAAAUUUGGAGAAGAUUUUGGUGAGGUUAUUGAUCCCAGGCAAUAUAAUCCUUAAUACCAACAAGGGGAAAAAAUUCUAAUUUCUCCCAAGAAGUCUAGAGGAAAAAAAAUGGAUAAGAAACAUUUCCAAAUACCUCAGGAUGGUUUUCAUGUCUCCAUCAUUUAUACUCAGUCAGUUGGAACGCCGGAAACCUCUACUGCUAGAAGGCCGAAAAGAGUUAGAGAAAUUUCAGCUGAGUGCAGUCAAGCUAGUGUUCAUUUUCCGGAGGACAGAAAUGAGAGUCAAAUGCUCAGGGAGUAUCAAGAUGAAACUGUACCAGGAAUUUACAAUAGCACUGAGCUUCACAUGCGUCCUUCUUUUUAUCGAGCUAUUACCAUGCAAGGAGACUGGGACAACCUACUUGCGCAUCCUGGAACUCACUUGGCAGGGCAGGAAGAUCAUGUUUGUUUUCUUAAAAGUUAUUUCGACUUUGUUUUCUUGUCUUUAUAUUUGUUGUUUGUAUAUGUUCAUUUUCACUCGUCUUCCCUCAAGACUAGGUGGUUUCAUAAAACGUUUAUCUUUUUUCUUUGUGUUAUCAAUAUGCGCAUUCUUGCAUGGAAUGUUCAAGGUCUAGGUAGUAAACAUACUAGACAACAUUUAAGGGAAUGCAUCCAUCAAUUUA
Messenger RNA from Papaver somniferum (opium poppy), 1669 nucleotides. RefSeq lists its product as uncharacterized. NCBI's taxonomy places the organism in Eukaryota, Viridiplantae, Streptophyta, Magnoliopsida, Ranunculales, Papaveraceae. The transcript is spliced from 2 exons. The record is from RefSeq and is a predicted model, not a curated record. Bases 356 to 937 code for a protein of 193 amino acids.